Colletotrichum phormii is the source of this 2484-nucleotide messenger RNA. Its product is annotated as WSC domain-containing protein. The transcript has 2 exons. NCBI's taxonomy places the organism in Eukaryota, Fungi, Ascomycota, Sordariomycetes, Glomerellales, Glomerellaceae. The record is from RefSeq and is a predicted model, not a curated record. Bases 449 to 2299 code for a protein of 616 amino acids.
CCACCUCGAUGUGACCGUCCCGUCACCGUGGCUUCCGUGAAAGACGUGUAUCACUAUAUGCAAACCAACAGUUCCAUACAAUGUCUGCCAAGGCACCGUUCACUCUGGGUAUCUUCCAUGCUUUGCUCUAGAUAUCGCACUAACGCUCUAGUCGUGGCGCUCUGCCCCCGUCCGACCUGACACCACUCUAUCGGCUGCUACUCGCAUCAUCCGUUGACGUUGUUCCCCUGAUUGUGACUCUGCCGGCCGGGGUGUCUGUCAAUCGUGAGCUCCCGAUAUGAUUGAAUUUCACUAUAUAUGAUGGGCCUCGAUGCCUCUCAUCCUGGUCUCUGUUCCAACUCAUCACUCACAACCCAAUCCGGGAAGGCAUUCACUCACUCUUGCAUACUCGUUUCUUGCAAAGAGAUACUACUUUCGUUCUAAUAACUAAUACACACCAUCGUUUAUCAUGGCUCCCAUCAUUCGGGCCCUGGCUGCUCUCGCAGCUGCCACCCUCUUUCACCAGGUCACCGCGACCACUACCGAGUUGCCGCCUUGCCUCGAUGAAUUCCAGCCCUUCACCUACCAGGGCUGCUUCAAGGAGACGGGUACCAAGGGCGAGAAUGCCCUCGACUUCCGCUCCGGUCUCAACCAGCAGAACAUGACCAUCGAGACAUGUGUGGACGCCUGCAAGGGUAAUGGUUACCGCUACGCUGGUCUCACCUACUACGGUGUCUGCUACUGCAGCGCGACCAUCAACAGCCCUGCCCUCGAAGAGUCUACUUGCAGCUACAAGUGCACUGGCAACAGCUCCGAGAUCUGCGGUGGCCCCUCGGCUUUCUCUGUCUAUCAAGAUCCCACGUUCCCCUCUGGCGGUGCCACCGUUGAAGACUACACCUCCAUUGGCUGCUACACCGACGACACCAACCAUGGCCGUACCAUCGCUGAGCGCCAGGACUCUGUUGACUCUGCCACCAUGACUCCUUCCACCUGUCUCUCCGCUUGUGCCAGCGAGGGAUACGCCUUUGCCGGUGUCGAGUACGGCGGCGAGUGCUACUGCGGUGUCGUGAUGGGUAACUACACGGCUGCCACUACCAUGGACCAGUGCAACAAGCCUUGCAACGGCGACAGCACCAAGAACUGCGGUGGCUCUGCCGUCAUGGAGAUCUACGUCGCCAGCAAGCUCAAGUCCCUCGAGCCCUGCGGCUACGUCCCUCCCGUCAACUCGGUCUCGUCUUCUUCCACGAUCUCCAUCAGCACCUCGACCACUAUCCCGUCCAUCAGCAUCCCUCCGGCGACCUCCUCCACCACGAGCUCUACUCUGGUCACGUCCACCACUGUGUCUACCCAAGCUCCUCCUUCCACCACCGUCUCUACCCAGGCCCCUCCUUCAACCACCACCGCUCCUGUGACCACUUCUCAGCCUCCCGUCACCACUUCUAAGCCUUCCACGACCAUCCCCACCACCACUGCUCCCGCUAUCUGCACCACCACCAUUGUCACUCCCGCCACAUGCGAGUACGGCUGCGGCAGCUGGUGCAACAAGAACCUCCCCGACUUUGACGACAACGACAGCUGCACCAAGGCCCACAACAGCUGCAAGCUUCAGGUCAGUGCUUGUCUGAAGAACGCUGGAUGGCCCGGUUCUGCUAGCUGCAUGGACUUCAAGGCCUGGUGCAGCGACGUCAGCAGCUACUGCUCCAGCUCUUGCAAGGGCAAGGGAUCCUGCUCCAAGAAGGACUGCUUCGCCAAGAAGGUUCCCAAGGGUUACAAGCCUGGCACUACCUCCGUGUCUACCUUCCCUUGCCCCUCCAAGCCCACCACGACCUCCACCCCGGUCACCACCGUUGUGCCCCCUCCUCCUACUGGUGUCUGCAAGCAGCCUUCCAGCUGGUGGCUCGGAUACGGCCCUGGCAACCCCGUCGGUGGCAUCGAGAUCCCCAUCGUCACCUGCAACGACAUCGCCGUCGACUUCCAGGCCGGCAACCAGUUCAAGUUCUACCUCCAGGCCGACUCCAAGCUUUGCAAGUCCUUUGGCCGCGGCAGCGUUCCCAGCGUCUGCCAGGAAGCCUGCAAGGAGCAGUACAACGCGUGCCAGAACACCUACGCCCAGGGCUGCAAGACCUACAACAACCGCCGCGGCCGCCGCGACGAUGCUGCCGUCUACGCCCGCGCUCCCGACUUCGCCAAGCGCUGGUUUUUCUCGGACAACUUCAGCGUCGCCAUCAACAAGUGCACUGUUCAGUACACCGACUGCCUUUCUGAGAACCGCAAUUCCUAUGCGGCCAGCAAGUGCGGUUCCUUCGGCACCGGCUACUAGGGGGCUUACCUGUUAUGCUCUCUCGGGGAUGAUGCUCACGAGUAGAUGUGAUAGAUGGGGAGUUUGAUUGUUUAGUAACAAAGGCUUUGGCGGCAACUUUACUCUCUUUAGAUGGUGAAACCUUAUCGGUAUUUUAAUGGCUAGUUUUCUCAAUAUACUCGGGCUUCGGCUCGCUGUUCAUACUC